CGAAUUGGUUGAGUAACUUUUAGAAACCAGAUAGCGUAAUAGUUUACGUUAGUUAUUAUGUUAUCACGGAAACCGGUAUUUAGUUUUGUACAUCUCUCCUUGAAACCUUAUGAAUUUCAGCGCUACCCCCACAAAACUGGCUUCAACCAUUCUGAUCUUGGCAUUAGUUAUCGUUGUCACUAUAUUAGCAUGGAGCAAGUGAAGAAUAGCUUAAUUGGUUUGGUCGCUGGGAUUAACGGUGGAUUUGCUUCAGUAUAUGUUGGACAACCAUUGGAUACUAUUAAAGUCAAGAUGCAAACGUUUCCGGAAGUUCAUCCGUCAACAUGGAAGUGUCUCCGAGUUACACUUGCGAAGGAUGGAAUCGCUCGCGGGCUCUAUGCAGGAACUGUCCCGUCACUUGUUGCAAAUAUAGCUGAAAAUGCGGUGCUAUUCUGUGCUCUUCCACCUUCUGAACAUCUAAUAGCCGGUCUCUGUGGAGUGGAUAAUAGUAAUCUCUCAGUACUACAGCAUGCACUUGCCGGUAGUAUAGCUGCUUUUUGGUCGAGUUUAACUCUUUGCCCAACCGAAUUAGUCAAGUGCAAAGUUCAGUCAAUGAGAGAAAUGACUGAGUUAGGACAUAUAAAGGUUGAUGUAAAAAACUUAGGUCCAUGGGCAGUAACAAAGUCAAUAUACAAAGAAAAAGGUUUCAAAGGAUUUACUUGUGGUUUAGGUGCUACAUUUGCCAGGGAAAUGCCUGGUUAUUUCUUCUUUUUUGGUGGGUACGAAGCAUGUAGAACAUUGAUGACUCCUACUAACGGACGUAAAGAAGAUUUGGGUCCUAUUAAAACUGUUAUCGCUGGCGGAAUAGGUGGAGUUUCACUGUGGGUGGCGAUAUUUCCAUUCGAUGUUGUUAAGUCUCGCAUGCAAAUCGGACAUCAUACUGUCACGUCAUCCUCAAUCGCUCAUGGAAACAAAGUCAGUAAACAAAAAAGCAUGUUUUCUGUCCUGUUAGACAUCAAGAGAAACGAAGGAAUUCGUUCACUUUAUCGUGGUCUUGGCCCAACAUUAUUGAGAACAUUUCCAGCAACAGGAGCUUUAUUUCUAGCCGUAGAAUGGACUCGUAAAUGCGGCCAUUGGUUACUAGACUGAGAGAAUAAACGAGAUGAGUGACCUCAUUACUUGUCUUUCAACUAUUGUCAUGUGUUUUGUUGUUUCCUGUUUUCGUCAGUUUCUGAUAAUUUCUAUCUGUAAACUCUAAUGCUUGUCCAAUUAGCUUCUCUAGCCUUUCGCGGAUUGAACCACUACAGAUAAUUCUAUUUUUUUAUGCCAACACAUUUAGCAUAUUUCUGAAAAUUUGAUUUACCUGUUUUUUACUCAAUAAACGAAGUUACAUCAGCAAACGUUUUUUUAAAAAUACAAAAUAUACAUGUAUUAUGACGUA
Molecule: messenger RNA, 1420 nt
Organism: Schistosoma bovis
Lineage: Eukaryota; Metazoa; Platyhelminthes; Trematoda; Strigeidida; Schistosomatidae
Source: the annotation of a GenBank genome assembly